Molecule: messenger RNA, 1721 nt
Organism: Calidris pugnax (ruff)
Lineage: Eukaryota; Metazoa; Chordata; Aves; Charadriiformes; Scolopacidae
Gene: CNEP1R1
Product: CTD nuclear envelope phosphatase 1 regulatory subunit 1
Exons: 6
Coding region: 96-473 (125 amino acids)
Cellular component (GO): cytoplasm; Nem1-Spo7 phosphatase complex
Source: RefSeq, a predicted model, not a curated record
GCGCAGGCCGGUGUUUGGGGCGGGCUGGGCGGCGGGCGGUUGCGGGGCGGCGAGGGGCACGGCCGGCGCUCGCUGCCUCCGCCCGCCCUCCCGCCAUGAACUCCCUGGACCAGGCUGAGGAUCUCAAAGCUUUUGAACGAAGACUUACUGAAUAUAUUGCAUGUUUGCAACCUGCUACAGGACGUUGGAGAAUGAUUCUGAUAGUGGUAUCAGUCUGCACAGCAACUGGUGCUUGGAACUGGUUAAUAGACCCGGAGACACAAAAGGUGUCAUUUUUCACGUCACUUUGGAAUCACCCUUUUUUCACAAUUAGCUGUAUUACCCUAAUAGGCUUGUUCUUUGCUGGAAUACAUAAAAGAGUAGUGGCACCAUCAAUUAUAGCAGCCCGGUGUCGAACUGUUUUGGCAGAAUAUAAUAUGUCCUGUGAUGAUACUGGAAAAUUAAUUUUGAAACCUAGGCCUCAUGUUCAAUAAGGGCUUUCUUCCUUCGUUUUUUUUCCACUGCCAUGGAAACCAAAAAAUGACCUUUUUUUAAGGUAGUAUGACAGCAAAAAACACAAACGGGACUGGUUGUCACUGCCUGGGAGUGAAAGUCUUACACAUUUGACAGUGAAAAGUGUGCAAUAUUACUUUCUGGAAUAUUUAUCCAAAUUCUUUGUUAUCAUAUUAUCAGUGCUUUUGCUACUUCUGAUUACCUCUUUUUCAGUAUUAGUGUCACUUUUUUUACUUCAGCUAGGACAGAACAUACAGGCGGAGUAUGUUAAUCGGCUACGAAGUUGGAACUUGAAAAAUCAAACCUCAUUUGUGUUACGUGUCUGUGUGAGCUAUUGUAAAUAGCAGACCGAUGCCAGCGUGCAGGAAAAGAAGUAAUAUUUGCUGUAUGGAUUAUUUUUCUUUCGUUCUCAUGAACAGUAUUGAGAGGAACACUUACCAUUCCCGCGAUGUUUUAUGAGCACACUUAACUCAGUACAGCUGUCCUUGUCUCCUGGUCACUCUUUUUUUUUUGGAAAACUGGUUAAACGGCUCGCAGAGAGAGACUGUCUGUCUGUCCAUCCGCCUGUGCUGGAGGAAACUGGUCUGACUGUUUGAGAACUUUGCAAAUACACCAAGGAAUCACAUCUGUCAAAUUGUACAUACAGCGCGCCGGCCGCUUCCGUCGUGGUCGUAGGUAGCUCCUUGUUUGAUCUGGUUCACCACACUGCUAUUUUAAGGUUUUAAUAUUUUAAAAAGCGUCUUAAGUAUGCUUGUAUCUUCCUGACUGUGAGGGUUGUACUGUAUCUGAAGGCCACGUGACCAUUCUGAGUGGAUUUUUAUGCUGUGGACAUGGAACUCGUAUUGGAAAUGUAUAAAUUUGGUGAAGCAGAUGGAAAGAGUGCCACAAUAAAGCAACAGACCCUGUUAUUCAGAGUGGUAAAAACACGGCGUGGAUGUUGUGUGAGUAACGUGCAACUUUGGAAUGGCUGAAACUGUAAAAGGAUCUUAGGAGUUUUAAGUUGUUCAAGGUGCCUUUCUUAAUUGUUUCAAACUUUUAAUUGACUAAAACUGCGAAGCUGUUGCAACUUGGGUAACUCCUGCUGGGAGGCAGACUGGCUUUUAAAGGCUGAGACCUUAGGAGUUGUCUCCUGUCGCGUUGUCCAGUAAAGUCUCCUGCCCAUCCAUCAUUUUUAACUGCUGUACAUUUUGUAGGUAAUGUGUAUAAAAUAAAUUCUUUGUAUAAACAGC